Molecule: messenger RNA, 1569 nt
Organism: Cimex lectularius (bed bug)
Lineage: Eukaryota; Metazoa; Arthropoda; Insecta; Hemiptera; Cimicidae
Exons: 8
Coding region: 23-1366 (447 amino acids)
Biological process (GO): apoptotic DNA fragmentation
Cellular component (GO): mitochondrial inner membrane; nucleus
Molecular function (GO): RNA endonuclease activity; metal ion binding; single-stranded DNA endonuclease activity
Source: RefSeq, a predicted model, not a curated record
AACAGUCAGGGGGUGAUGAUACAUGGCUUUUAUCAAGUUCAUAGUGGGCUUUGAAAGUGGCUCAGUUCUUUUUUUACCACUGUGGACACAUCUCACCAAAAGAACUGGUACUCAGAAUUUCACCCUUCCCUGCAACAGGAUGUUGAAAUUGUUGACCUUUCUGGGUAUUUUUUCUUUCACUAGUUUAGGUUGUCUAAUAGAUGUUCAAAAAUUAAAUAGAGCUCUACACCAUAAACCUCUUUAUCUGGAAAGAACAAAUGAUGGUUUGAGAUUGGCUUCUCCGACAUCGAUAAAUUGGAGGGUCGUCCUGGAUUUCCAGACUAAUCAUCUCAUCCUGGCAUGCCCUGGUACUAAAAAUUAUCUCAUUUAUGGCGAAGAUGUAUUUGGUGAUCGUUUGGAGGGUGUGUGCUUCAUAGGUAGAAGUGGCCGUGUCACGAUACAAAUCAUGGAGAGGAUGUACAACGUAUACAAUUUUAGAUGUAGCCAUAGAUUGGAAUCGUUUGAAGUCGUACCUGACAGGUCAAACCUGUGUGGGUUCAACGAUUCAUUCAUCUACAAGACAGGAUAUAUUGUCAACGAUGAAUUGUUUCCUUUGAUUGAAAGCUGUCACGAUGAACAAACCGGUCGGACUCACUGGAGCAAACAUGAACUCCUUGGGAUCAGCAUGUCGGCAAUGAUUUCAAAUUACAAAGGGCCUAUUAUUACAAACAACAACGUGAACCUUUAUACAAACAUGGAAAUAGAAAAUGCUUAUAGACUGAGGAACCAAAGAGAUAGUCUGGCAAAAGUAUUGGGCAAAAAUAAAACAAAAUCUCUCAUGAAGAGAAAUAUAGACUCAUUUGUGAAAUCGCAAUUGGCCCCUCCGGCCGAUUUCAAGCUGGACACAUGGAAAGAUGUGGCCUAUCAUUUUGUAAACGCCGAGUUUCAAUGGCAACCAAUUAAUACUGGAUUGUGGAAGUCUUUGGAAAACGAAAUAAGGCAGCUGGCAAAAAUUCUAGAGCAAGAUUUUUCUAUAGUGACUGGAGCAAGUGGACAACUUGAGGUGAUAGACGAACAGGGAAAUAUGAAGCCCGUGUCCUUAGGUGAAAAACCCAACACGCUCUGGGUGCCCAGAUAUUUUUGGAAAAUCAUACAGAACAGGGACUACGAGUGCAUGGGUUUUAUAGUGAUCAAUUUCCAAGUGGACUAUUUGGAAGAGAGGUUUGUCGAUGGGUGCAGCCCAUGCUAUUUGUACGGUUGGCGAAAGCUGCUUGGAAAGGAAUACGCGGUGCAAUGCUGUAGCUACGAACUCUUGAGGUCCAUCGUCCCCGAGAUGCCGGUCCUCCAAUGUGACGACAUGCUUAAAUUUCAAAACAGAUUAGAGUAGACGGUCCUAGGAUAUCACUUGUUAAAUCGAAAUAAUAUGUUUUAUUGAAAUUCACCCUUAGAAGUGGUGAUUACAAUUUCAUUUGUCUUUCCCUGUGAUUACUGAGAUCUUCAUUGUUAUACAAAAUCCGCCCACUUUUAAAUGUUCUAUUAUAAUUUAUUGUAUUUAUUAUAAAAUUAAUUGUUGAUGAAUAUUUAUAAAUA